Menidia menidia (Atlantic silverside) is the source of this 501-nucleotide messenger RNA. Lineage: Eukaryota; Metazoa; Chordata; Actinopteri; Atheriniformes; Atherinopsidae. The record is from the annotation of a GenBank genome assembly.
AUGGAAAACUCUGGAAUCAGGAUUUCUACCAAAGCUCAGUGCCCACCUGAAAAGAUUAUCAGCAAAGACCAGGCUGAGAUGGACCCAGCAGAUAUGGAAGAUGUGGAGGACGUGGAAGAGGAGGAGACUGGAGAAGACGAAAACAGCAAAGGUGAGCGCUGCAAAUGUAUCCCGAGUACAGCCGACGACUCCAUGACCUCCCACUCGGUGUCUGUUCUUUCAUAUCUCGCUGUUCCGCCCGUUUUGUCCACAGCUCGACAGCUCACCGUGCAGAUGAUGCAGAACCCACAGAUCCUGGCCGCUCUGCAGGAGAGGCUGGACGGUCUGAACGGCUCACCGUCGGGGUACAUGGAGAGUGAAGCCAUCUGCAAGCAGCUCUUUGAUCAGCGCGUCGAGUGCUUGGCAGUCACCGGUAGCCUCGCCACUCACGUCCCCGGCGCCCGGCACCAAGCAGGCGCUUUUAAUGCGUCGCACUGCAGGGCAACUCAACUCUGGUUGUAG